Molecule: messenger RNA, 1066 nt
Organism: Dendroctonus ponderosae (mountain pine beetle)
Lineage: Eukaryota; Metazoa; Arthropoda; Insecta; Coleoptera; Curculionidae
Exons: 10
Coding region: 63-1022 (319 amino acids)
Source: RefSeq, a predicted model, not a curated record
UAACUUCAAUAAAAAAUCAGCAUUAAACACAAUGAAAACAUUCGUUGUCGGCAAAAGCAACGAUGGCAAUCGCAAAAUUUGUUAUCCUGACCAUUUGCGUUCUACAGAGCCUCGCACGGCCGGAAAUUGAACCAAAUUAUGAGAAGAGAAUAAAACGUGCUUCUGAGCUAAGGGGCGAAGAAGCUGAAACUGAUGCGGAAGCUGCCAGGUUCGAUUUCGUGGAAUCCGAUGAGGACUUGGACAGUUCAUUCGACCCAUAUUUGGGAGCUGUUACUACUUCGUUUAAUCAAAAACCCAAUUCUGAAGUCGAGCCCAACGAAGCCCAAUUCGGCUCAACUCAAAAUCGAGGAAUUAAUCUUCGCAGCUUAAUCUCGGCAAAACCCGGCGCUGAAAUCCAAGAAAAACCUUCGAAUCCUUCCACUAAUCUGCCCGAGACCAACUCGCAGGCGGAUGGUUUGGCAAGAAUUGAGAAUGACGACCAGGUGGAAGAGGCAGCUGUAAAUACAGGCCUCCGCAGCUUACCGUCAAAAAAUACUGGCGAAGCAGAAAAUGAACUUCCUAGCAAUUUCGUCGACAAAAAAAGCUUGGAAGAGUUAUUGAAAAAAGCUCUAGCACCUCUGCUUGCAACCAUCAGAAGCAUUCAAGAUCCGCAAGUGCGAUCCCUCCUUGGAGCGAUAAAAGCCCCAAUCAACGUAGUAAAGAAUGUGGGAGAGGGUGCAUUCCAAAUAGUCGAAAGUUUCGUGAAAGAGCUGUUAACCCACAUUGGCCGCAUUCUGCAUUGGAUCCUCCCCAGUUGGAUAUACCAAGCCAUAAUCCCUAGGGAGAUUGUGAGGUUGGUCGAAGAGGAGAGCGAGAUGAGAAGGAUGAGGCUUGCUGCCAGAGCCUAUGAGGUUAAUUUUGGGCGGCCCAUUCAGCAAAUGUCCAAUGGGGCUCCCAUGGAACUUCCUGUUCAGUACAGGCAACAACUCAAAUAUCCAAGAGUUUCCACUCGUAUGCAUGGAAAGCAGAAUAGAGUAGAAUAAACUUGAAUGUAUUCAAAAUAUUUUUAAUAAAGUUGUUGCAUAUU